GGCUUAGGAGUACUUAUUUUUAUAAAUUGUCUGUUACAUGGGAAUUUAGAUAGUGCUGCAAUACUUAAUAUCUAUGCAAGCACUAAAACUGGAACAAUCUUAUUAAUAUAUUUAGUGAAUUGUAUUGAGAAUAUUGAGAAUAUUUUUAUAUAUUUGAGCCUCUCACCUUGGGUAAGAAUCUUCUUUUCCCACAGAAAUGCCUGAAAAACCAAAGCUUCUACUCUGAAUUGGGAAUGGAUGUCAAAUUUCAUUUUGGGGCAGACACUAGUGCUUUUGUGAACUUCAGCCUUUGGACUACGGAAAAUUAAACUCAUUCAGGCAAACAGAGCUGGGCACCAGUGCAGAGGGGAAGCUUUGGCAACACUGAACUUUUAAAGUGGAAGGAAAUAGUCGAAACGACUACUUGAGGAUAUUUCUAGCUUUGGAGCUGUGGAAGUGUCAGUCCGAAGUCCAUUGGCCUGCUGGUUUAGUGCAAUGCUUUAUUGCUUUGGGGGUUCAGUUUUGUCUUCGUUGAUGCUUGGUGAACCUCCAGUAGCAUUUCUGGCAAAGACCAUAAAUAUUCUACUGGCAUCCUCAGUCUGGUACCUAGUGUUUUAUUGCCCAGAGGACAUAUUCUGCCGGUGCUUUUCCUUUCUGCCUCUUCGUCUUCUGGUGGCAGGAAUGAAAGAAGUGACAAGGACGUGGAAGAUCACAGAUGGCAUUGCACAUGCAGACAUUGUCUACAAAGAUGCCUGGCUUGUCAUGGUAGCUGUGGGCUGGGCCAGAGGUGCUGGUGGUGGCCUAAUUUCCAACUUUGAGCAGUUGGUGAGAGGAGUGUGGAAACCUGAAACCAAUGAGCUCCUGAAGAUGUCCUACCCUGUGAAGGUGACUUUGAUAGGAGCAGUUCUUUUCACCCUGCAACGCAGACAGUACUUGCCAAUAGCAAGACACAACCUUGUGUUUUUAUACACCAUCUUUCUUGUUGUCUUCAAGGUAAAAAUGAUGUUGACAAGAUGUGCAACUUCUCCACUUGCUCCCUUUGAGGCUGCAUUGGGCCAAAUCUUUUUUGGCUCGCGAAAGACACCUUCCAAAGUGAAGGGUGAAGGUGCCACAUCUUCCAACGGCUCUUCAGUCUGUGACCAGCCUUCUGAGCAGCACCAAGAGGGUGCUAAGAAAAAACAAGCAAAGAAAACAGAAUAAGUGACUUAAAAUCCCUGUGAUGGCCAUGACCGUUGAAGAUGCUUGUCUUCCAGAUUAGGCUGGCUGAGAAGUUUCUCUGAGGAAAUGAGAAAAGGGCUGUGUUGUCGUUUGCCUUUUUGGAAUGUGUUAUGUAAGCUAUGUGUAAAUGCACAUGUUGGAUUUGUAAGUUAAAACUACAAAUUUUUAUAGUGGUUAAAAGUUUAUUAAUUUUUGUAUUUAUGAUAACUGCAAAUGCUUAUAUGUUAAAAAGGUAGUUUCAGAAAUGUGACAAUCAUAUUUGUUACUUUUUUCCCCACUAUCCCACUUGUUUCACAUCUUCCUAUCUCCCAGUUCUGAUGUUUCAUUUUGAGAACACUGAUUUGCACUGUCAGGUGUUCACUGUAGCACAUCCCAAAUGAGAAAGUCAUUCAGUAAGGCUUAAUCACAUUUCACUGUGUAAAACCAUAAAAAUGUACCAAAUUAUUGCCUUUAACUAGAAAAAUAGCUGAAUUAUUGUUGUAAUUCACCUUGUACUGGUCUAAAUUUUCUUCAUUUCCUUAAGUAAAUAUUUUUCAAUAUUUUUCUAUUUUUUAAAGUGAAAGUAAAAUAUCUGGCACUUAAAAAAAAUCUUUACAGUUAGCAAGUAGAAACAUUUCAAUAUUUUUGCUGUUGGCUUACUUGGACUCUUUAUUUGCAAGCAUUUGAGAUGUAGGUGUUUUUCAUGCUGCAUUGGUGUUUUACGAGUGGUUUAUAUUUAUCUUCUGGUUCAUCAGGAACUAGACAUUUUUGCCUGCAUUUUUAUCCAAGUGUAUGCACUUUUUUCUUUUCAAAGACAAACUUCAUUAGAAAGAGGAAUACUGGACAGUACAUUUACCUUGUUUAGUCAGCACCCUGAGCCGCAGGACAGGGAUAGGAGCAGAAUGUUGCCGCAUAAUCCAGGAGGGAAUGGUCAGUGAGCUCCUACACCAGCUGGACACUCCCAAGUGGUGGGAUGGGAUCCACCCAGGGGUGCUGAGGGAGCUGGCAGAGAGCUCGCUGAGCCACUUCCAAUCAUUUACCAGCAGUCCAGGCAAACUGGGGAGGUGCCAGUUAACUGGAGGUUGGCAAAUGUGACACAAAUCUAUGGCAAUGGUCAGAAGGAGGGUCCAGGGAAUUACAGGCCUGUCGCCUGCCCUCAGUGCCAGGGAGCUCAUGGAGCAGAUCACCUUGAGUGCCACCAGCAACAGGUACAGGACAACCAGGGGAUCAGGGCCAGCCAGCCUGGGUUUAGGAGAGGUGGGUCCUGCCUGACCGACCUGAUCCCUCCUGUGACCUGCUCAGGGCUGAGGGAAAGGCUGGGGAUGUGUCUAGCUGCACUUCACAAAGCCUUUGACACCUUCUCCCACAGCCUCUCCUGGAGCAACCGGCUGCUCAUGGACAGGGCCCUGUUCUCUGGGGGAAGAACUGGCUGAUGGCAGGGCCGGGGAGUGGUGGGGAAGGGAGGGACGUCCAGCUGGGGCUGGGCACCGGUGGGGUUCCCAUGGGAUCAGUACUGGGGCCAGGCCUGUUUAACAUCUUCAUGAAAGGCCUAGAGGAGGGGAUCGAGGGCCCCUCAGGCAGCGUCUGACAGCACCGAGCUGGGCGGGAGUGUGGAUCUGCUGUGGGGCAGGAGGGCUCUGCAGAGGGAUCUGGACAGGCUGCAUCCAUGGGAUGAGGCCAGUGGGGUGAGGUACAACCAGGGGAACUGCUGGG
Corvus hawaiiensis (hawaiian crow) is the source of this 2889-nucleotide messenger RNA. RefSeq names its product transmembrane protein 38B (gene TMEM38B). The record is from RefSeq and is a predicted model, not a curated record. Bases 475 to 1179 code for a protein of 234 amino acids. NCBI's taxonomy places the organism in Eukaryota, Metazoa, Chordata, Aves, Passeriformes, Corvidae. Gene Ontology annotation, cellular component: membrane. Gene Ontology annotation, molecular function: identical protein binding; potassium channel activity. The transcript is spliced from 6 exons. Gene Ontology annotation, biological process: potassium ion transmembrane transport.